This is a messenger RNA of Trichosporon asahii var. asahii CBS 2479, 1512 nucleotides long. RefSeq lists its product as uncharacterized. Bases 1 to 1512 code for a protein of 503 amino acids. Gene Ontology annotation, molecular function: transmembrane transporter activity. The record is from RefSeq and is a predicted model, not a curated record. NCBI's taxonomy places the organism in Eukaryota, Fungi, Basidiomycota, Tremellomycetes, Trichosporonales, Trichosporonaceae. The transcript has a single exon. Gene Ontology annotation, cellular component: membrane. Gene Ontology annotation, biological process: transmembrane transport.
AUGUCGGGAGUUCAAGCCGACCAGCGCGUCUCUGUCGAGAGCAAGCCUUACGAGGACCGCAAGGAGAUGCUCGACGACGACGUCGACCGCCACUAUGCCGUCGAGAUCCCCCAGAUCCUGAAGGAUGUUGGUCCCGAGGAGCAGGGUCGCAUCGACCGCCGCGUCACGCGCAAGAUCGACAUGCUCCUCAUGCCCCCUCUCGUCAUUCUCUUCAUUCUCAACUUCCUCGACCGCAACAACGUUUCCACUGCCAAAGUUGGCGGCAUGACUGAGGACCUGCGCAUGUCUGGCCAGGAGUUCUCCACGGUCGUCGCUGUUCUUUUCGCCGGUUACAUUUCGCUUCAGGUCCCUUCCAACAUGAUCGCCUCGCGUGUCAAGUGGCCCUCGUUCUACAUCUGCUGUAUGACCGCUGCCUGGGGAACCGUCUCUGCCUGUACCGGUGCCGUCAACAACUACCACGGUCUCCUCGUCUGUCGUUUGAUUCUUGGUUUCACCGAAGCUGCCUUCUUCCCCGGCGCGCUCUUCCUGCUCUCUCUCUUCUACACCAAGCGCCAGAUCGCCUUCCGCACCGCCAUCCUGUACUCUGGUUCGCAGCUCGGUAACGCCUUCGGAGGUCUCUUCGCCAUGGCCUGUCUCCAGCUCGACGGCACCCACAAGCUCGAGGGCUGGCGCUGGCUCUUCAUCAUCGAGGGUGCCAUGACGGUCGGCUUCUCGCUCAUCUUUGCCACCUUCAUCCCGAACCGUCCUGAGACCUGCCGUUCGUUUACCGACGCUGAGCGCGCCCAGGCCGUCUACCGUCUCCAGCUCGACCGCGCCACCAAGGAUGCCUCGUCCGAGAUGUCCAUUGGCACUGCCACCAAGCUCGUCUUCACCGACCCCAAGGUCUACCUCAUCAUGAUCGCUCUUACCGUCAACUUCAUCGCCUCUGCAGUCACAAACUUCUUCCCUGUGGUCAUUCGCGAGAUGGACCCCGACUACUCGAAGAUCCAGAGCCUGGGAAUGACUGCUCCGCCUUACGUUCUUUGUGUUAUCACCAUUUGGAUCAUGGGCUACUGGUCGGACCGCAUCCAGCGCCGCACGAUCUUCGUUGUCAUCUCCAUGGCCUUCAACGUGCUCGCCAACAUCAUCGCUGUCGCCACCACGAACGUUGGAGCGCGUUACUUUGCGAUGAUGCUCAUGCCCGCGUCGUUCUACACCUCGUCGACGAUCAUCCUCUCCUGGAUGUCCUCGACGAUCGUCGGCCCUGACAUCAAGAAGGCUACCGCUUUCGCCCUCAUCAACGCCGUUGCCAACACGAGCAACAUCUGGACCUCGUACCUCUACUUCGGUGCUCCCCGCUACGUUGUCGCCUUCGGCGUUAACCUCGGUGCCUCCGUCGUCGUCAUCCUCCUCAUCCUCGUUCUUGCCGGCUAUCUGUCCCGCCUCAACAAGAAGCUCGACAAUGGCCAGUCGCUCGGCAAGAACGGCCCCACCGACGUCCAGAUCGAGGGCGGCUUCCGCUUCCAGAUCUAA